AUGACGACAGACGUAAACUUACGGUUUUUUGUAUCUUUCUAACCGGUGGAGAAAAGCCCGCCCCCAACGGUUAAAGUCCUGUCUCGUCUCACCAGGUUUAAUGCAAUAGAUCGUCAUCACUGCACGACGGCGAUUUGUAAUUGUCCUAAACGGAGAGCAAUGGUUCAAGCCAAGACUUGGGUUCUGACGGAGCGUUUUGAGGGCUUCCCCAAGGACAGCAACUUCAGACUGCAGCUGGAACAGCUUCCUGACCCAAAAGAUGGAGAGAUGCUCCUGGAAGCUUUGUUUCUCAGUGUGGACCCUUACAUGAGAGCGUAUGUAAUGCGCAUACAGCCUGGAGAGGUGAUGAUGGGAUCUCAAGUGGCCAAGGUGAUCAAGAGCCACAACCCCUCCUUCCCGGUGGGAAGCCACGUGGUGGGCCGGUGUGGCUGGAGGACCCACAGCCUGUCUGACGGGGCCGGCCUGACCCUGCUGCAGGCAGACUGGCCCCAGGAGGUCCCCCUGUCCCAGGCUCUAGGCGGCAUCGGCAUGCCCGGCCUAACAGCCCUGUAUGGGCUGGAGGAGGUGCUGGAUCUCAAGGAAGGAGAGACCCUGCUGGUGAACGCAGCGGCAGGAGCGGUGGGCUCUGUGGUGGGCCAGAUCGCCAAGAUCAAGGGCUGUAAGGUGGUGGGCUCGGCGGGCUCCGACGCCAAGGUGGCCUUCCUCAAGGACCUGGGCUUCGACGAGGCCUUCAACUACAAAACCAUCACGUCGCUUGAGGAAACUCUGAAGGCCGCCUCGCCAGAUGGAUACGACUGCUUCUUUGAAAACGUUGGAGGCCCGUUUUUCAGUGUUGCCUUGCCCCAGAUGAAGCAGUUUGGAAGGAUAGCAGUGUGCGGAGGAAUUUCAUUGUAUAACGAUACCACACCACAGACAGGCCCAUACUCCCACAUGAGUAUGGUCUUCAAGCAGCUGAAGAUGGAGGGCUUCCUGGUGAAUAGGUGGCAGCACAAGAACCCAGAGGGCAUCCAAAGGCUGCUGGCCUGGGCCAAAGAGGGGAAACUGCACUGUCGGGAACAUGUGACGGAAGGCUUUGAGAAAAUGCCCUCUGCCUUUAUGGGGAUGCUGAAAGGAGAGAACAUUGGGAAGGCCGUUAUAAAAGUAUAAGGUGGAACACGUUGUGUCCCAAUGAUGACACCCAUUCUGGAAUUCCUAUUGCUCCUCCAGAUCCCAUUUUUCUAUCCUGUAAAGAUCUGUCGUUGUUACAGAUCUGAGUGAUUACCAUGAUGUUUAUGAAAUCAAUUAAGUAAAUGUUACUCUGCCCAAUAGCAGAUUAUGAUCCAACUUGUACUGAGAUAAAACGAAUUAGUCAUACUAACGCAACCUGGAUAUUCAUGUACUUAUUGCCUUCUGUAAAAUUGAAUAUUUUUUACUUUGUAAUAAAUCAGUUUU
Molecule: messenger RNA, 1431 nt
Organism: Osmerus eperlanus (European smelt)
Lineage: Eukaryota; Metazoa; Chordata; Actinopteri; Osmeriformes; Osmeridae
Product: prostaglandin reductase 1-like
Exons: 9
Coding region: 160-1146 (328 amino acids)
Biological process (GO): prostaglandin metabolic process
Cellular component (GO): cytoplasm
Molecular function (GO): 2-alkenal reductase [NAD(P)H] activity; 15-oxoprostaglandin 13-reductase [NAD(P)+] activity
Source: RefSeq, a predicted model, not a curated record